Molecule: messenger RNA, 948 nt
Organism: Megalops cyprinoides (Indo-Pacific tarpon)
Lineage: Eukaryota; Metazoa; Chordata; Actinopteri; Elopiformes; Megalopidae
Product: olfactory receptor 1496-like
Exons: 1
Coding region: 1-948 (315 amino acids)
Biological process (GO): G protein-coupled receptor signaling pathway
Cellular component (GO): membrane
Molecular function (GO): G protein-coupled receptor activity; olfactory receptor activity
Source: RefSeq, a predicted model, not a curated record
AUGGAGAAUAUAUCCUACUUUACAAUAUUCACUCUCACAGAACCAAAAGCAACAAAGUCAGAUAAACAUAUAUAUUUUGCUCUCUCUCUUAUUUUGUAUAUUUUGAUCAUUUUUCUCAAUCUGACUUUGAUAGUGACAAUCCUCCUGCAGAAAGCUCUUCAUGAGCCCAUGUAUAUCUUCCUGUGUAAUCUGUGUAUUAAUGGACUGUUUGGAACAGCUGGUUUUUACCCUAAAUUCCUCUCUGAUUUAUUUUGUGAUACGUAUGUGAUCUCAUAUGUUGGAUGUUCUCUGCAAGCUUUUGUGAUUUAUUGCUCUGUUAUGUGUGAGUUUACAACAUUAACUGUGAUGUCCUAUGACAGGUAUGUGGCAAUAUGCAGACCUUUGGACUACCGCUCUGUUAUGUCAAACAGCACUCUGGUAAAAUUACUUCUGUUUUCCUGGCUUUUUCCAGCGCUAUCUAUGUCUGUCUUACUUGUGUUAUCAAAUCGGUUGCCAUUAUGUGGAUCCCACAUCGAUAAACUCUAUUGUGAUAAUUGGUCCAUAGUGAAGCUGUCUUGUGAACCCACAAUAAUUAAUAACAUUUUUGGCUUCAUAAUUAUUCUUGCAUACUUUUGUCUUGUGAUUUUUAUUAUUUGUUCUUACUUUAAAUUGAUUGCUGCUUGUAUAAAAUCCAUAGAAAACAAAAACAAAUUUAUGCAAACAUGCUUGCCCCAUUUGCUCUCCUUAAUUAAUUUCACGGUUGCUUUACUUUUUGACACAAUGUUUGCUCGAUAUGGAUCAAGGGAUUUCCCGCAGAGUCUACAAAAUUUUCUGGUUUUAGAAUUUCUAAUAAUCCCACCAAUUUUCAAUCCCUUUAUCUAUGGAUUAAAACUGGCAGAGGUUCGCAAAAGAGCCCUGAGUGUGUUUAUAAAAGUCAAAGUGGCUGACUCCAGUGAAAAAAAGAGGUAG